AUGCCUCCUCGAACUCCUACCAAGGCCAAGGCUGAGGUCAAGGACUCGCCUACCAAGAGUUCCCAUGAGUGGAAUGAACGCAACCUGAUUUUCCUCUGGAACUGCAUGGUCUACAUCAAGGCCGGCUCGGCGGGUGCUAAACCUGGCACGCAAAUUGACUUCGAAGCAGUCGCCGACCACUACGGCAUCAAACUGUCGGCUGCCCGCAUGCGCUUUGCUCGUCUGCGUGACCACAUGGAGAAGGUGGCCGCUGUUGAAGCCACUGCCAGGGCUGGGGAGAAGUUUGAGGAGAAGCGACAGGCUGAGGCUGAGGCUGAGGCUGAGGCCGAGGCUUCCCCUGCCAAGGUCAAGGCUGAGGCUGAGGAGAACACCACCGUCUAA
Penicillium alfredii is the source of this 381-nucleotide messenger RNA. RefSeq lists its product as uncharacterized. The record is from RefSeq and is a predicted model, not a curated record. The transcript has 2 exons. NCBI's taxonomy places the organism in Eukaryota, Fungi, Ascomycota, Eurotiomycetes, Eurotiales, Aspergillaceae. The coding region runs from base 1 to 381 and encodes 126 amino acids.